AAUGGUGUUUGACAGUAAACAGUUAAACACCAAAUAAGUAAACUUUUGCGUAUAUGAAGUUUUGGGUGGAAGCUCACAGGUAUUUCAGACGAAACUAGGUUCCAUGGGACCAUGGAAGCCUAAGCUACACAGCCAUGUAAAAGUCUGUACAUAGACACAAUAUGCUGAAUUAGAAAAAUUAUAAACAAGAAUUAAUAAAAACACCAGAAACCAGAGAGCAUGAGAAUAAAUAACACAUAACAGAGAAAAAUUCUCAACUACUGCGAGGAAGUCUUGUACAUAACAGAGGAGCGUGCCACAAGGCAACUUUUCAACUGUGAUUUGAAUACUUGGGAUUUAUCACUCAGUUUUCAGUUCUGUUGUAAGCAUAUUGAGAAUGAAAUAUACGGAAUAGUGUACACCUUUCUAUACAGUGCUUAAACUUUGUAGGAGUGUCUGCAUCUCUGCACCUGCUGUAUUUUUCAACGUAGGAAUGGAUGGUGUUAUCUUGGAAACAUUUCUUAUGACCUGAUAUAGUUGAAGGCUAGUUGCUGAACUGCUACAGAAAUUUUCAUUCAACUUCCUACAAGAAAAAUAAUCUAAAUGUUAAGAUAGUUUAACAGAUCAUUGUGUAAAUCAUUUAUUGUAGUGAUAUAAAUAGGUGAUAGCUAUCUCAAAUUCCUUACCAUCGGAAGUAUAGAGAGAAAAAUCACAAGACCACAUGUGUGUUUUGUUUUUUGAAAAAAAAAAGAGAGGGUAGAAUGAAGAAGAGAAAAUCUUCCAAUAAUAAAUCAAAACCAAAGAAAAAGUGUAGUACCCUUAAGAGGGCAACAUCUAGGAAGGCUACUGCUGUGAAAAGAAAAACGAAAAAUUCAUCUGCAACAAAGCCUCGUUCACAACAGAAGAUCAAUAGGAUAACAGUAGCUGGAGAUGGAUGUAAAAACAGAAAAAGGAAACAUAAUAAUGAGAAAGAGAGAGAAAAGAGCAAGCGGAGCAGGUUGCCCAGUCACAAUGCUUCACACCACAACAGUCGCUGUAAUUUGUGUUCACAGCCAGAGCCAAAGGCUACCAGAGGCAAGAGUUCAACAAAGAAGAAUGGUUCAAAUCAUUAUCGUGGUGUCAUUGAGCUGCCCUGUAAAAAAAGUGUGUUUGAGAAGGCAUGUAAUCUCAGACGAACGAUUGAAUCAGGGGACCUUCUGCCUGCUAGCUUGCAGCCACUUCUUAAUGACAGUGUAGCAAACAAAUACGAUAUAAAUGAGUUGGUUGCUACUGUAAAGGAAAGCAAAUCUAAGUGGCAAGAAACUGAAAAGCGUAUGCUUGAGCUGGAUCGUUCUAUUAGAGCUGAGCUUUGCAUCAAUAAGGCAAAUCCAGAGAAAUGUUUGCCACUUCUUGAUGAAUUAAAUUGUCUUGAGAUCGAUGCUCUAAUGUUGAAACAGAAUCCAAGAUUAGUCCACACAGUGCAAAAGCUCUGUCAGUUUGUUGGGAACAGAGGAGUAGGUAACUUCACAGAAGAAGAGAAGACAAAAUAUCUAGAUAGUGCUGCUCAGAUUAGGAACAAGUCUAAAGCUUUGUUUCAAAAGUGUCAUAAGUUGUUUGGUAUUGAAGGAGGUCAGUCAUUUAAGAAAGUUUUUAAAGAGAAAGUUCAAGAAUACCAGGAAACAAAGAACAGCAAAUUUUUAAGGGAAUUAUGUCAAAGAGUUAAUAAAGGUUUUAAGAAAAAUCAGAGUUCAAGGCCCUUGAGAAAGAGGGUAUCAGGUAACACAAAAUAAGAUAUUAAGGAAAUUGCAUUUAAAUAGCCUCCAAGCAUAGUAACCUACAAAGCUUAAACAACUCUUUUUACAGGGCAUUUUAAUAAUAAUGAUUUCUGGUUUACAGUUGUUAGUUUCUAAUAUAUUGUUUUCUAAGUUACUGGUAGCCAUUUAGAUGAAAACUGGAAAAACUUCUGCUAAUACCAAUAUUCAUUUCAGUACAAAACUACAAUAACGGUUUACUUUACCUGUUGUGUAAAUAAGCUUUUUAAGUGUCUGACAAUUUAAUUAUUUGAUCAGCUUACAACAUGAUGAUUUAUUUUAUUGAUGAAAGGUUUGAGAAAAGGGAGAAGCCGAGCAAAACCUUGACAUAAUACCAUGAAUUUAUUAUUAUUUUAUAAAAUGGUAACUGAUGCCAUCAUACCUUAACAGAGUAAAUAUGACUUUGAAAAAGAAUGAUGAAAAGUGUUAGUAUUUGUGUAGGCAUAGUAUCUGUGUUAUGAAUAACUGAUUAGGUCUGUAUCUUGAGGGAAUUGCUGUAUUUAUGACUGAGGAAUGAAUGUUUUUUAUUCAUUCUUGUGCAAUCUGUGAUAUCAAAUAAUGUGUUACAAUACGUGUGAAACAGCAUUAUUAAAAUAGUAAAUAAUAUAGUAAAUACUUACUGUAACACAUUUGACCCUUUGACUGCUGUCUUUCUUCCAAAUUGUGCUUCUCAUAAAACUAUGAACCACAUUAGGACAUUAAUAAAUUUGGUUUGUACAGAGA
Messenger RNA from Schistocerca piceifrons (Central American locust), 2492 nucleotides. RefSeq lists its product as uncharacterized. The transcript has 3 exons. NCBI's taxonomy places the organism in Eukaryota, Metazoa, Arthropoda, Insecta, Orthoptera, Acrididae. The record is from RefSeq and is a predicted model, not a curated record. Bases 741 to 1748 code for a protein of 335 amino acids.